Molecule: messenger RNA, 2833 nt
Organism: Octopus sinensis (East Asian common octopus)
Lineage: Eukaryota; Metazoa; Mollusca; Cephalopoda; Octopoda; Octopodidae
Product: aminopeptidase O-like
Exons: 16
Coding region: 94-2763 (889 amino acids)
Biological process (GO): proteolysis
Cellular component (GO): nucleolus
Molecular function (GO): zinc ion binding; metalloaminopeptidase activity
Source: RefSeq, a predicted model, not a curated record
CUGACACCGGUUCCUGAAUGUGUCGGCGGUAAUCUUGGUAAAUUUAAGAUUCCAAUGCAUGGCACAAAGAAUCUUCUUAGACGUUAAAAGAAAAUGGAACAGGAUAACACCAAAGAAAAUGAUCUGCCGCUGAUGGCGAACAUAGACACAUAUUGUGUCCAGCAUUAUAUUCUGGAUUUGAUGUGUGACUUUUCUAAAAACAUACUUUCUGGAUCAACGACACUCUUUGUUAAUCGUGUUAAAUCAGAUCCAGUGAAAUCUCAUUUAGAAAAUUACAUUUUACCAAUAAAAAAGCGGAAACAGGUAACUACAGACCAAAUUAUUACAGAGAAGAAACAGAAGAAUUGCAGCAAAGUUUUAAAAUGUUCUGAAAGCAAUUCAAAUAAACUUACAGAUUCUUUAAACUCUGAUAAUGUGUUUUUUGAUGAAGAACAUUCUAGUUUUGCUCAGUCUGAGCAAUAUUUAAAAGACUGCGAGGAAACUGAGUCAAGUUUUGCAACGCAUGAUAUUCCAAGCAAUAAUGAGAAAACGCCAUAUAUUCCAAAAUUGGGUACUGUUGGAUCUACACAAAUUAAUUCUUCGUGUUCAGAAGAGGAAAUUUUACCAACAGAUAUUACUUCAAAUGAUAAAAACGUCGAAGAAAUAAUUCCAUCAAUUGGCAAUCAAAGAAAUUUUAUGACUGCAAAGGAUAUAAGUAAAGAAUCUACGGAGUCAAUGAAUUCUUUUACAAUUUGUCAUUCAGAACAGAAACAAUUUACCAAAGUUUUACCUGGCAAUUCAGACAUUAACCUUCAGUCAGUGGAAGGUGGCAGUAACCAAUAUAACCAUUCCAUAUUUAUACUCGAUGCCUGCGAUAUUAUUGUUUCUGAAGUUACUUUAUUACCACUUCUUUGGUGCGAUAAAUGCCAAAAUAAAUGUUUUAAAGAAUGUGAAACAGGUGCUGAUUCCUCUGCCAAAAGAGAAGAAUUUUAUCGUCAAUGUUCUUUAAAAAUUGGUAAAGAAAUGUCAUUUAAAAAUGACAAAUGGUCACUGAGAAUUUUUGAGAAGGAUCCAACAGAAGAAUUCUGCCUAAAUUCCAAGUUUGCUAUUAAAAUUAAAUAUUCAACACUUGCCAAAGGGAAGUCAUUGAAAUGGGUACCAGACCAAGAUGGGAAUAUGUGCAUGUUUACUUGUGGACACUGGAUAAACAAUAGAUCCUUAUUUCCGAGUCAGGAUCAUUCUGAAGCUCUGUCUACUUGGCAAGCCUAUGUUACUGUUGAGAAUAUUCACACAGUCAUCAUGACAGGAGACAAAGAACCUCUAAUUACUAACACUGAAAAUGGAAAGCUUUGUUAUUUUUACCAGUCGACCAUGUUGUUACCUAGUUCUACAUUAGCCAUAGCAGUCGGACAAUGGCAACAUGCCACCAUAACACACCUCAUGUCCACACAUCAAGAUUCACAACAAAAUCAAAAAUGGGUUCCUGAAUUUUGUGCCUCUGUGCAUGGUUCUUGCAGUGUCAACUAUUCUAAGACUCCUGUGCCUUGUAGAGUUUUUGCUCCAAGAAGUCUCAUAUCAAAAGCAGAAUCAGAGUUUAAAUCAUACCUUCCAAAAUGUCUUACUAAGGCCUGCAGCAUUUUGGGCCCUUAUCCCUUUCGCCGAUUAGAUAUCCUUAUUACUCCUUCUUGUUUUAGUUGUCUUGGAUUGACAAGCCCCUGUGUGAUAUUUCUAUCCCAAUCUGUGUUGGUUGGAGAUGGAAGCUUCUGUAACUGUUUGGCACAUGAACUCUGCCAUUCUUGGUUUGGGCUUCUUAUUGGACCAAAAGACUGGACAGAAGAAUGGAUGACAGAAGGCUUUGCUUCCUUUGUAGAAGAUAUUAUACACACUGAUUUGAUUGGAUUAGAUGAACUAUUUGAGUUACGAGCCUUCUUGAAAUAUAAAUUACUUUCUGCUGAACUGGAACAUACUGAUACGAGUCUGCAAAUUAUGAGACCAAACAGGGAAGUUCCUGAAGAGAAGAAAACUAAUUAUAUUAAAAAUGGUAUGAACCCUGAGAAAAAAUGCAUGCAAGUACAUUAUUUAAAAGGUUAUUUCCUUCUCAGGUACCUUGCACAAAUCGUCGGAAUGGAACAGUUUCAGGAUUUCCUCAGAGUUUAUGUCACUAAGUACCAUGGUCAACUUGUGACCUCUCAGGAUUUCCUCAAAUUAUUAUUUGAUGUCUUCCCUAAUUUAAGUGAAGAAGGUUUAAGCACAACACAGAUCUGUACAGAGUGGCUGGAUGGAGCAGGUCUUCCAGUGCCUUUGCUGGGUUACAAAAUACCAACCGAACUAAGUCUUAUCAGUGAUGUAUGCAAUCAGGUACAGCUUAUUGAAAAGCAUUGUGCACAAAGGGAUUCCAAACCAUUGAAAGAUUUUAUGGAUAUCCUCAACUUCAAGCCUGUAUGUCAAGACCAGAUUGUAUUGUUUUUGGAAUUACUCCUUGAUGUUGCUCUUCCAAAGAAUAUCCUGGACAAUAUCCGUGAAAAGUUUGAUAUCAGUUGUGCUAAUCCAGAUAUACAGCAUAGAUGGUGUGAACUCUUAAUCAAAAAUAAAUAUGCUAAAUUUUAUGGUGAUAUUAAGAAUUUUCUGUUAUAUCAUCAGGCAAUGAGUACAUAUUUGUAUGGAGAAAUGGUUUUAUCUGGUACCAAGAAACAGACAUCCAUUGCUAAAGAAUGCUUUAAGGAACUUUUACCAUACAUGGAUGAAGAUUUAAAGGAAGCACUUAGCAAGAUGAUAUUUGGUUGACAUCCAAAGUGGUUUUAGAAUUAUUUUAAUGGAAUAUAUAUAUAUAUAUAUGUAUUGAUAAAAAUGGUAA